This is a messenger RNA of Doryrhamphus excisus (bluestripe pipefish), 1301 nucleotides long. NCBI's taxonomy places the organism in Eukaryota, Metazoa, Chordata, Actinopteri, Syngnathiformes, Syngnathidae. The record is from RefSeq and is a predicted model, not a curated record.
UUUAAUAUGUACGUUUUACAUAAUUACUUAUUGUAUAAUUAAUUAAUAAUUGUAUGUUUGUUGUCCAUUAAAAUGGCUGUGAAGCAAGAUAGCUGUUCUUCAUGAUGUUCUUCUGAUAUGUUCUUCAUUAGAUAAGGAAUGGGUUUAUGGGGCAACUUUGCGUAACAUGUCUUCUUUCUCCUGUUGCCAAUUGUGGUUAGAAUCUGUCUCCAUGGUAGCCUCUCCUGAGUCCCAACUAUCAUCUCUGGGUUCAUCGGACUCACUGGAUACCAUCAUCCUUUCAGACAGCCCUUCCAGAAAGUGUCAGAGGCUGGAUUCAGAGGCUAUGCAACUGGUGAAAUCCAUUCUUACCAAGAAAUCUGGUGGAGAAUAUAUAAUAAAUGAAUACAUCCGAACUAAGACCUUGGCAGAUGAGAGCAGAACGAAAAUGGUGAACAUACUGGCAGCUGAUAUGACGGAGAAGAAUGGUACAUCUCCACCCAGACAGGUGAAAGAAAUGUAUGCGAGAGGAAUUGUGAACUUGUUCCCCUACCUCAGAGACCCAUUCUCCAAGAAUGGCUAUGAGCAUUAUUAUGAUGGAGCCAGUGGUACUGGGUACUUGGCCUGGAGAAUUAAAACUAUUCAGAGAUGCAGUGCUAAAGACAAGCGGUCAUUAUUUGGAGCAUCAGCGGAAGGACCAUCUGGUGAGGACAUGUCAGGAGGACCAACUGUCAGACAAGUUUCCCAAUUCGUUCCAGAGACUGUCCUGAGUGAAGAUGAGUGCAAGGAAGCAAUGUCACUGAUGAAACAUUCAGCUAAUGAGGACACAGUUAGGAAGAAGAUAAAGGGGACAGUGACCUCUCAUCAAUUUUACUGCUGCUACACUUGAUCCCACCUACUGCUCUAGGUCGGAAGAGGCCAGGAAAGGUGUCUGCGUCCCGGGCUGAGGAGCAUCUUGUGGUCUUCAAGAAGACGGGAACAAGCAUCCAAGAGCAUCUCGAUGCCAUAACUAGUAGCACUCAACCCUAUCUCCUGGCUGUUGGAGUGAGGAAGAAUGCAAUCCACCAGUUCUUCAUCAUUCUCGACAAGAAUGCUAUACCUUGCAGGUCACCCUCUUCUCUUGGUGCUUUUGAUGAACUGUUUAAGGUACACUUCGUGUUUGGGACAUCAUACAACACCAUGCUCCACACCAUGUACACGUUCAUCCAAACCACUGUGUACAACAUUGAUGUUGGCAAAUUUUAUGCCGACCUAAGGUCAGUGUUUUUAUAUUCUGUACCUGAUGUUGAUAUUUUGGCCUGACAGGAAAAUAAAAGUUGUUA